AUGGCAGACACCAAUGUCGGGCACUACCUGGGCGACCUCGAGGCUGCAACUAAGGUCAUCCCACCGAACGAGCCAUACGUAAUGAUGAACCUGAUUACCUUCAAGCCACAUGCUACAUACAGCCCUGGCUAUCAGGGGCCUAAACCUGCGACGGGAAGGGAGGCGUAUCUCAUAUUCAGGGACAUGUUCAACGAGCGAGUAAGAGAGAUGGGUCUAGAUGUAUCCGUUGUCUUCAUGGGCAAAGCCCAUACACAGAUCGUGGCUGGGCCACAAGAAGGAGAAAGCUGGGAUGUUGUCGCUCUCGCCAAAUUUUCAUCCUGGGCGGCUUUCAGGUCGAUCCUCGAAGAUGAGAAAUACGUCAAGGAAAUUCAACCACAUCGUCUCGCAGCUCUGCAGGAGUUUCGAAGCUUUGCUGUCACGCAACCGCCACAGUCCUAG
Exophiala spinifera is the source of this 438-nucleotide messenger RNA. RefSeq lists its product as uncharacterized. The record is from RefSeq and is a predicted model, not a curated record. Bases 1 to 438 code for a protein of 145 amino acids. The transcript has a single exon. NCBI's taxonomy places the organism in Eukaryota, Fungi, Ascomycota, Eurotiomycetes, Chaetothyriales, Herpotrichiellaceae.